UAAUAGGUACUUUAAUAAAAUUAUGUAACAGUUUUGCUGAUAAAUCGGGCUCAUACCCAAAUGCGGGGGGGAUUUGAAUGAAAAUUGUUUGAAACUGAUACGACGAGUAUAAUAAUAUGCGAAGACUUGUGUAUUUGGGGUCAGCGGUGGUGGCUGCCUGGCUGUACGCCAUGUUCGCCUCCGCAGCGCUGCCACCAGGCCAGAUGCUUCCUAACGCAGACCGGUUGGAGGAAAUCAUACACCUCGGACUGUUCCCGGACAAACCCAGGAGCAUGUCCUUCUUGGACUACUUUCGUAACUUUACAGAUGUCAACGAAAACCUGACAAAGGUACUAGAAAGGCUGGAAUUCAACGUCCUGGAUCACGAAAACCUGGAAAACGUCAUCAAGCUUGCAGAGGAAGCGAAGAGGCUUAAGGAGUUGAAGCUGGCUGCCGGUCUGGACGCUGGCAGAAUGAAGGGGGCCACGGACGCAAGGCGGCAGGGUAACAUACUGCAUGUAUUCAACUAUGCGGAGCAUCCCUAUGCUUGGGAUAUACGAGGCAGAAGGAAAUUACUCCAAUUCAUGGCGCACUCGGUUUAUUCGACGAGAUACGAGAUCAAUAAGCUACACUUACUUAGAAAAAAGUACAGAAACAGCACCGUGUUUAAAAUCGGGUUGCUAUUCGGCAACACGUUGGAGCAGAGGGCUACCGCGGGGAAUGUCUACAGCACGAUGGUCAAGAUGCCUCUCAAUGUUUCCAUGCUGUGGUACGUGUUCCACUACCACAAGCUGCUGAACAUACUUGCCGAUGUGAACAGUAACACGGAGUUUAUAUAUCUGCUAAACAACCGCCUCAAGGAUGGCAUUACACACUUAAAAGCAGCAUUGGCAUAUAAGAAUGAAGACAAAGCAGCUUACAGCUUACCUUCGGACUCCGCGGAGUUUACCAGCCAGGAUCCCGAGAGAAUAUACAAGAAAAAGAAGAAGAAAUAAAUGUUUUAUUGCUUUGAUGUUUGAAAUUAUUCUACAUAAAUAUAUAAAAU
Cydia splendana is the source of this 1024-nucleotide messenger RNA. RefSeq lists its product as uncharacterized. Bases 117 to 974 code for a protein of 285 amino acids. The record is from RefSeq and is a predicted model, not a curated record. The transcript is spliced from 7 exons. NCBI's taxonomy places the organism in Eukaryota, Metazoa, Arthropoda, Insecta, Lepidoptera, Tortricidae.